AUGGCCACACCCUUCCUGGUCGCCUACCCCUCCAACCCCACCUCCGGCCUCUCUCUAAAGCAGAUUGCCUACUUUGGCCGAGUGCUGGUCAAGGUGUCAACUCUUGCGGAGGUGGAGCAGUUCUUGCGCCAGAAUUUCAGACAGCUCGAUGUCUACGUCGAUGCGACAGCCAUCUCCUCCACCGGAGAUCUCGUGGAUAUCCUCAAUGCCGGGGCCGCCAAGAUUCUCAUCACUCUGGACCAAUUGACCGUCCUUUCCCAGGAGCAGUCCGUCCCCUCUUCAAGGCUACUGGUCUCCGCCGCCACAGAAUCCCAGAUCGAUUCCUUGCAGCAAUGGAUUGCUUCAGACGCCACCGAACGGAACGAUGUCAGCGUGGCCACACCCGCGGUUUCCACUGCGGCGAGCAAGUUGAACAUCAGUACAGACUCAUCUCGCCUGUUCACAGUGUUGGAUAACCAGGCUGUUUCUGAGGAUGCCAUCGGCGAGGUCGCACAAAAGGGAGCCAUUGCCAUCCUGUCUUCGGAGACAUUGACUGUGGAGCGUGAUGCGGCAGGUCAGAUCUCUGCGGCCAAGUUGAUUGCCGCGCGCGCAGUGACCGACCAGUCAAACGGUCUCUAUGCUACAUCCGUGACAGACGAGCGAGGCUCAUGUCUCGGAGUGGUCUGGAGCAGUGACGAGAGUAUUGCAGAGGCGCUCCGCACCGGAACCGGGGUAUACCAGAGUCGGAAGCGUGGUCUGUGGUACAAGGGUCAAUCCAGUGGCGACACUCAGGAGUUGAUUCGCAUUGGCUAUGACUGUGACGCAGACUGCCUGGUCUUUGUGGUGAAGCAGACUGGACGAGGUUUCUGCCACCUUGGCACCGACUCGUGUUUUGGCACCUCCACCGGCCUGUCGCGUCUUCAAAAGACCCUUCUCGCCCGCAAGGCCGAUGCUCCGGCUGGAUCGUACACUGCUCGCCUGUUCAAUGAACCCAAGCUCGUCGAAGCUAAAAUCAUGGAGGAGGCUGAGGAGCUGUGUCGAGCCACGACCAAGGAGGAGAUCGCUUUUGAGGCUGCCGAUCUCUUCUACUUUGCCCUGACCAAGUGUACGGCCGCUGGCGUCUCUUUGGAGGACAUCGAGCGCAACCUGGACCUCAAGAGCCUCAAGGUGAAGCGGCGCAAGGGCGACGCCAAGGGUCCUUGGGCCGAGAAGGCUGGCCUGGCGCCGGCCUCGACCACGGAAGCCGCCUCAGCGCCUGCUCCCGCCCCUGCUCCCGUCGUUGAGCAAGAAACGCGCAUGGAGAUGAAGCGUGUCUAUACUUCCGAAACCCCCAUCACCGAGGUCAAGGAAUUCUUGAAGCGUCCUGCGCAAAAGUCCAACGAUGCCAUUGUGGCGUUGGUAAAGCCCAUCAUCCAGGAUGUGCGCGAUGGCGGCGACGCUGCUGUCCUCAAGUACACCCACAAGUUUGAGAGGGCGACCUCGCUCACCUCGCCUGUGAUCAAGGCUCCUUUCCCCGCCGAGCUGAUGAAGCUAACACCCGAUGUGCAAGAGGCCAUCGACGUGAGCAUCGGCAACAUCCAGCGAUUCCACACCGCGCAGAAGAGCAGCAAUGAUACCCUGAGGAUGGAGACCAUGCCCGGCGUCGUUUGCUCUCGCUUCUCGCGGCCGAUUGAGCGCGUCGGAUUGUAUGUCCCCGGCGGCACGGCCGUGCUGCCUUCCACCGCUAUGAUGCUGGGUGUUCCAGCCAUGGUUGCCGGCUGCCAGAAGAUCGUGCUUGCCUCCCCUCCCCGGGCGGACGGUAGCAUUUCACCCGAGAUCGUCUACGUCGCUCACAAGGUCGGUGCGGAGAGCAUUGUUUUGGCCGGUGGUGCCCAGGCCGUGGCUGCGAUGGCUUACGGCACCGAGUCCGUCACCAAGGUCGACAAGAUCCUUGGCCCUGGCAACCAGUUUGUGACUGCGGCGAAGAUGUUUGUCUCCAACGACACCUCUGCCGGUGUGAGCAUUGACAUGCCUGCCGGCCCUAGUGAGGUUCUUGUCAUUGCCGAUAAGACCGCCAAUCCCGCCUUUGUUGCCUCCGACCUCUUGAGCCAGGCUGAGCACGGUGUUGACUCUCAGGUCAUCCUGAUCGCCGUCGAUCUCAAUGAGGAACAGCUGCGGGCAAUUGAGGAUGAGGUUGACACGCAGGCUAAGGCGCUUCCCCGAGUGGACAUUGUCCGCGGGUCUCUGGCCCACUCGGUCACCUUCGUGGUCCGUGAUAUCAACGAAGCCAUGAUUCUCAGCAAUGAGUAUGCCCCUGAGCACUUGAUCCUCCAAGUCGAUCAGCCAGAGGCCGUCGUCGAGCAAGUCUUCAAUGCUGGCAGCGUGUUCAUCGGUCCCUGGACCCCCGAGAGCGUCGGUGACUACUCUGCCGGUGUGAACCACUCUCUCCCCACCUACGGCUACGCCAAGCAAUACUCCGGUGUCAACCUUGGCUCGUAUCUCAAGCACAUCACAAGCUCUAACCUCACUGCGGAUGGUCUGCUGAAGCUCGCCAAGACGGUCGAGACCCUGGCCGCCGUUGAAGGCCUAGACGCCCACAAGCGGGCUGUCAGCAUCCGCGUUGCGCAGAUGAACAAGGACCGCUUGUAA
Messenger RNA from Penicillium oxalicum, 2607 nucleotides. Its product is annotated as histidine biosynthesis protein HIS4. The coding region runs from base 1 to 2607 and encodes 868 amino acids. Gene Ontology annotation, molecular function: phosphoribosyl-AMP cyclohydrolase activity; NAD binding; phosphoribosyl-ATP diphosphatase activity. Gene Ontology annotation, biological process: L-histidine biosynthetic process. Lineage: Eukaryota; Fungi; Ascomycota; Eurotiomycetes; Eurotiales; Aspergillaceae. The transcript is spliced from 3 exons. Gene Ontology annotation, cellular component: cytoplasm. The record is from RefSeq and is a predicted model, not a curated record.